AUGCUCUCGAGGCUGUCGGCGGCAGGCCUCAAACCAGCUGCUUUGUUGCGCUCGGUGAAGAACUCGAACAUCGCAUCAGCUUCCAGGUCCUCGGCUCGCUUUGCUUCGGGUUCAGCAUCCGCAGGUGCUGCUGAGUCCGCCUUCUACUCGCGGACCGCCCUUGUGUCGGCCUCACUUCUGACCGCCGGGUCGAUUGCCUGGUACACUCAUCUAUUUGGCUCCCUACCCUUCAUCGGCGAAGUGCACGCAAGUCAUCUCAGCGACGAAGGUCUACAUCCAACUGCGUACCCAUGGCCGCACAAUGGUCUGCUGGAUACCUUCGACCACGCUAGCAUACGACGAGGAUACCAAGUGUACCGCGAGGUGUGCGCAGCAUGCCACUCGCUAGAUCGCAUUGCAUGGCGCAACUUAGUUGGUGUCUCGCACACCGCUGACGAGGCUCGCGCAUUGGCGGAAGAAGUUGAAUAUGAAGACGGUCCGAAUGACCAGGGCGAGAUGUUUCAACGCCCAGGAAAACUUGCUGAUUACAUGCCGCGACCAUAUCCGAACGAAGAAGCUGCGCGUGCCGGUAAUGCUGGUGCAAUGCCCCCUGACCUCAGUUUGAUCAUCAAAGCUCGCCAUGGUGGUGCAGACUACGUAUUCUCUCUACUCACCGGUUACAUUGAUCCCCCCGCUGGCGUCGAAAUCCGUGAAGGCAUGAACUACAAUCCGUACUUCCCCGGCGGAGCUAUUUCCAUGGCUCGGGUCCUGUUUGACGGCCUGGUUGAGUACGAUGAUGGCACCCCUGCAACAACGUCCCAAAUGGCCAAGGAUGUCGUGACAUUCUUGAACUGGGCUGCAGAGCCAGAGCACGACGAGCGAAAGAAGUACGGCAUCAAGGCCGUGAUACUGUUCUCCACUCUUUGGGCUAUCAGCAUUUACGUUAAGCGCUACAAGUGGGCACCUCUCAAGAACAGGAAAAUUUUCUACAACCCACCCGGCAACAAACUGCACUAG
Molecule: messenger RNA, 996 nt
Organism: Pleurotus ostreatus (oyster mushroom)
Lineage: Eukaryota; Fungi; Basidiomycota; Agaricomycetes; Agaricales; Pleurotaceae
Gene: CYT1
Product: cytochrome c1
Exons: 7
Coding region: 1-996 (331 amino acids)
Biological process (GO): mitochondrial electron transport, ubiquinol to cytochrome c
Molecular function (GO): heme binding; electron transfer activity
Source: RefSeq, a predicted model, not a curated record